This is a messenger RNA of Ruditapes philippinarum (Manila clam), 5969 nucleotides long. Its product is annotated as nephrocystin-4-like. The record is from RefSeq and is a predicted model, not a curated record. The transcript has 28 exons. Gene Ontology annotation, biological process: negative regulation of canonical Wnt signaling pathway; protein localization to ciliary transition zone. NCBI's taxonomy places the organism in Eukaryota, Metazoa, Mollusca, Bivalvia, Venerida, Veneridae. Bases 32 to 4669 code for a protein of 1545 amino acids. Gene Ontology annotation, cellular component: non-motile cilium; ciliary base; ciliary transition zone.
AUACCGUAAACAAGUCCACUAUUUACAAAAUAUGGCGGCGGUCGCAACGGGGAAAUCUUGGAGAGAUUUCUUUGAGAAAAACGUUCUUGUGCCAGUUGCUUUUGACAGGGAGAGCGCAGCGCAAGAUAUUUCAACACCAAUUUGUAUUGGUCUUACUUCAGUAGAAGGAAUAAAUCCAAAGCAUGUGACAUUGAACAAUAAAAUGGAAUGGGUGGAGGAACGUAAAACGACUUUUUGUGAUGAAGUGAAGCAAGACAAUAUACCUGAAGCUAGUGAGAAUGGAUCACAUAAACGUAACAGUUCUAUGUCACAAUAUCUUCAAAAUGAGAAAGAUGAAGUGAUAUUCGGUGGCUACACCCCUAGUGUUACAGAUGGGACAAAAUUGUCUCAGAGAUUCAGUGAAGUUAGGCCACUCCCUCAUCCGAAAGAGGAUAUUUUCCAAAACGGGGUUAAAACUCUGCCUAUAUGCAUUGGAUUAUUAAGCGUGGACAAUAUCUUGCCACCAACUUCCUUUUUCAAUCAGGUUGAGGGCAUUAGUAAUGUAGAGUUUCAGUUGCGGGUGAGUUUGUUUGAUCUAGCAUAUCAUCAGUUCUUCGGACGACAAUGGGCGGGGCAAUAUUCCGAGCUGGCAGGUCUGGGCGGUCAGUCAAAACCAAAGCUGCGCUUGUCACAGAGUAUAUACUUCCACACAUCUAUAGUCAGUUCCAAUAUAAUUGCCGUCGUAGAGUUGGUGGCAUCUGGCCUAGAUGAAGGUGGACGUCUCAAAAAGAUCUCAUGUGGGUGGGGUAUUAUAAGGCCGUUCAAAGAUGAGGAAAUCCCGGAUACGGCCAGAGGAAUCAAAGCACCAACACAAAAGUGCCAGCUUUAUUAUGGUACACCUAGAGCUCUAUAUUUCAUGGAUGAACCAGUUGAAGCCAAAGACAAGCUAAAGAAGCCAAAGAAGUUGAAAUCCCAAGCUUUAACUAUAGAGCAUAUAACAUUACAAUUGAACCCAACUAUAGAAAAGUUUGAGGAAGAGCUUUGUGAGACAUUACAGGAAGAUAGGCUUAAUAUGAUAGGGAAGCAUUCUGACGGCACGUCCAUGGCGAUUAUGGAAAGAAGACUUGUGGUUGGUAUACACAAUGGUUGGACAUUUGUGGAGAAGCCACAGACAUAUUUACUAGAUGCUAAGAAUGUCUCUAUGAAAUCCUUGAAGCCGGGCGCCAGUCCGUCGUUCAGACGCAGUCAAAGAUUUAAAAGUUCACAUAGGUCACAAGAUGGUGAUUUUGGAAAUGACCUGAUUAAUCAUCUGGUACUCAAUCAAAGAGUGCACAUUAAUGAAAUCCUUGAAGAUCCAAUGUUUGCUGUUGUAUUUAUACUGGAGUAUGUGAUCGGGGAACAACUGUCAGCCGAGGAUAGGAAGAUGUCUAAAAGUAUACAGAGAGGUAACACAAGGUCAGCGACUUUACGUUGGUCCGCCUGGAAUCCAUUCCUGCAACAGCAUAACUCACCUCAUGUCACUGUAGGACUGUUUGGUGGUCCGAUCCCCUCACCUGACGGAGAAUUUGUCUACAAGGUACCAGAUACAGCCAUGCAAGACGAGAUGUCCUCUAGAACUGCAGGCGGUCUCAUGGCUUUCCAAUGGGGAUUUGGCUUCAAGGAGAGUGUCUCAUCUGGUAUACACCCCACCCACCCUAUGUCUAUGGCUCCAGGGUUCCCAAUGGGCUCGGCACACUCAAUGAGGUCCAUGGAGAGCAGUGAUGUGGGAGGUAUGAUGCAUGAGUCACCAACAACCCAAAGGAAACCACCCUCUGGUCGACAAAUUUCUGCUAGAGGUCCACCAGGGCCAACUACUCUUGCAGUACCUCAGCAGAUCGGCACAGGAAGUGUACUGCAGCCGCAGCAGAUGCCCAUGCAGUACCCGCAGGUGUACGCCCAGAGUAUGCCUCCGCAGAUGUAUUACCCAUGCACCAGGGACCUGUACAGAUGUAUGGAAUGCAGGUACAUUAUAAAAAAAUGGUUCCAGCCUCAGGUACCAGAGAUGCAGGAGUUGAAAUACACACCAUCAUAUCAACCUAUUUUAACAGGUGCCCCACAACCUAAAAGGGGUUCUGGUCUAUCUAGAGCAGCCUAUGCCAAGUUGUACUCCGUGGGUUUCCCGCCGGUACUGGACCGGAACGGAGAGCCACCAGAGGUCAUAGAUCCGAACACCCACGUUGUUACAGUUGAUUUACAGAGGGAGCUGAAUGAUCCGCUGCAAUGUAACGAGGUUAUCUUCCAGUUCCUGGCCUUCUCAAAAAUGAUUGAUUUUAUCGGUGCCUCAGGACCAGAGAAGACAGGGGGAACCGUCUUCUUCUCCUUCCAGUUUUACAGGAACCAGCAAGUCACAACUGAAAGGUUAUUGCUGUCUAAGCCUCAGAAUGACCUGUCCUCAGAUGUUCAUGCUAUGCCAUACAUUCUCCAAAAACUUGAUAAAGAUGGAACAUUACUGAAGGGACCACCAGGGUUGGAGAUCCGUUAUUUUAUGGAUCCAGCAUUUAUGAAGCCUGGUGAAACACAGCUGUUUUUACAACAUUUAUCACAACAGACGAUGUAUAUAGAUGUAUGGGACGGAGAUUCUCUCUUACCCCUGGGCAGUACUGCAGUAGACUUGAAGUAUUUAUGCAGAACUGGUAUGGAGGCUGUUCAGACAACAUUUGAGCUGGACGUCAUCUCAACAGAGUAUCAAGAAGAUCCAAACCUUGCUCAUGGUGAGGCAGGAGCUGGUGGGGUCAGGCCCGCCAAUGUCCAAUCUGUGGUCAGAGGCAAACUUCAUCUUAGACUGGCAAAUAUUGGUCACCCAACUGACCCUAAAAGCACUCACACAGGAAUGCCUACAUUACCCACAUUCACGAUGGACCCACAUGCAUAUAUUAGCCUUCCGAGUAAAAGUUUUCAGAUAGUCUCUCAGACGGCCAGUAACUCCGCCUUCGGGGGCGGGAGUCUGAUUGCAGGCGGAGUUGAAACUACUCAUGGAGUUCCGAUUAAAAAACGUGUGGCACGUGCCCACCAUGUAGCUGAAAAUAAUCGGGAUGUGGCGUCGCUUUUGUUCUCAAAACGAGAAGAGUUGGAGCAAGUAACAGAGUCUAAUAGAGAAGCUGACUCAGAGCGGCAACGUAAACUAGCUAGAAUGGCAGCAUUGAGGAACUUAGAUGGUGGAAUUGAAAAACCUCAGACACUUAUGGCUCACAAACAGAUUAAGACAGAGAGAGCCAGAGACCUGAAGACACUGGAGAUAUAUCGUAUGCAGACAAAGAAAGACGGCAUCGAGGCAAUGUUGAGUCAAUCUAUCACAACAGAGCAUACUAUUCAUCCAUCAUUCGGUACAUCGGAGUUCUUCGAGUUUGUUCUACGCAACCCAUUCAAUGUGGAGCAUACUGUGAAAAUAGAGUGGGAGACCAAGAACUUACAUUGUGUGACAGAUACUAGAGAGUGGCGUUACUUCAAGCAGUUAUAUCAGAUACAGUCGUCCAUGGAAGAAGGCAUGUUCACCAGCGAGACUAAAGCUCACUAUCCGGAGGUCUUCCUACGACCCAAAGAAACCGUCAACAUUCCGUUCAAAUACCUUUCUUUCCUGGCUGAUCAGUCUGCUAAACCUCAGGGGCCUGUUGAUCCAUUUAGACAGACGAUGAAAACAAGUAAAAGUAAUCACACUGAUUACUUGAAACCAAAAACAAUAAAGGUAUAUUUUAAUAGUGACGAUGGGAAGCCAUUGGCUAUAUUAUUACUAAAGAUUGAGCCACAGCCACAUGUGAUUGACCAAACAUUCAGAUUCCAAAGUCCCGAACAAACGUUCCUAAAGAAAUCAAUCAGGUUGCCACCUUUGGAUAGUCUGCCAGGAGCACCUGUUGGUAGUGGUAAUGUUGUACAUACAGUAGCUAGAUGUAGCGACCCAAAUAUUAUCUGUGAUACCAAAACAACUCAACCUGGUGAACCUCAAGAUGUCUUCAUCAAGGUUCCCCUUGGAGCGUCUCCUCAGAUUAAGAGAUUUUUCAUGGCAGUGUACCUUGAUCCAUUUAUGGCAAGACCGAUACAGAUCUGGCAGUUUUAUGUACACGCACUACAGCGAGUGGACGUGUCUGCCGUAGAGGGACAGACCAGCAGGUUCUCACUGUUGCUAAGGGGUACGCAGGCAUCAAGACUGGUGAAGUGUUUCUCGUCACAUCCUGAUGAAAUGACACUUUACCCUACAGAGCAGUUUAUGUUGGCGGCAGGUGCUGUACACGAGCUCAACGUUGCCGUGCGACCAAUGCAGGAGGGCAGCAAAUUCUUCUACAUCAAUGUCGUUGAUGUCGAAUUUCAUCAGUUAGUGCGCACAUGGCUUAUCUGUGUCAGCUCACGUGCACCGAUGAUCUCACGCGCAUUUGAACUUAUUUUGCCAGUAGGCGGCGGGAAAGGAUGCAGUAAGAAAAUAUCGUACACAAAUCCUUACCCUCACAAAAAGACAUUUCUCCUUCACUCUAAUCGAGAAGAUCUGCUUCAGUUUAAAGAAUCUACAAUGGAGAUUGAUGGAGGCGGUUCAGCAACUAUCGGACUCCGGUUUGUCCCUAUCCAGCAAGCAGGAACUGCUGAAAUUCUCGUGUUUAUAAAUGAUGAUGAAGAUAAAAAUGAGGAAACAUUUAGAGUCUCCGCUGUGUAUCAGAGAAUGUAGAUAUGAUAUUAGAUAUUUUAUAAUUUAGACAAACAAAUAAAAAGGAUAUUUGUUACCAGUCUACAAUCUCAGGUUACUGAUUGGUCGAUGUAAGUUUCAAGUUUGAAAUCAACCAAUGAAAUGGCCGCACUGUUAGACUGGUAUUAAAAAGAAAAAUGUGCUUAAUAUUAUAUAAAUGCCUUAUAGAACUUUACAUAUUAUACCAAUAUUGGGUAAAGUUGAAUGACUGAAGUUAAUAUUGUGAAAAACUUAUGAUUGAAUUUAUUGCAUUUCAUUUUACACAUGAGAAAGGCUCAUAUUAUUUGUUGAUGAAUUCAGAUCUGAUACAUCGUGUAGAUAUGUUUGUAUUGUAUAGUUACAGUGAAGAAUGUAUUUAUUUGGCAGCAAACAUAAAAACUAUAUGUGAAUAUUUAAAUUUAUUAUACAUAUAUAUGUAUUGUACCUUGCCAAGAAACACCUAUGUGCUUUACUACCUAAUCAUAUCAUGUUGUCCGUCCAUUGUUUACACUAAAAGGUUUUUAGUCAUUUUGUGGCUUUAAUAUAAGUUGCUUUGUUAUAAAAACAGCACAAGAGUUCAGUACAGUUCUUUGGUCUCAAAAUAAUGACAGUUAUGAGAUUUUUUCCCAAUGUACCCUCCAUUAUUAUACUAUGAUGUCUACCUUUACUCUAUAUAUUAUGAACUGCUCAAUGAUAUCAAAAACCUUUACGUUAUAAUGAAAAAUUUCAAAUAGUCAUUAAAGAAGGAAGUGGUAUCAUUAAAGAGGGAAGUGGUAUCAUCUAAGAGGGAAGUGGUAUCAUGUUAGAGGGAAGUGGUAUCAUUUAAGAGGGAAGUGGUAUCAUUUUAGAGGGAAAUGGUAUCAUUUAAGAUGGAAGUGGUUAAUUAAAGAGGGAAGUGGCAUCAUUAAAGAGGGGAGGGGGAGAGGUGUCAUGAAAGAGGGAAGUGGUUUCAUUAAAGAGGGAAGUGGUUUCAUUAAAGAGGGAAGUGGUAUCAAGACAUACUAAUCUCAAAAAACAGACUUGUAGUUUACUACAAUAAAUCUUGUAUAUUUUUUAACUUGAAGACUGUGAUACUUUUUAAAAAAUAUUUUAAUCUUGCUUUUUAUCAUACUUUUAGACUUUGUCUCAUUUUUCUUUUACAUGUGAAACUUCUUUUGUGUCAGUUACAUUAGAGAUAUAAUGUGUUGUGAUGUAUCGUGUCAGUAUGUAAAGAUAUGUUUAUUUAUUGGAGUGAUAGUAAAAUUUGUACACAUUUAGAUGCCAAACAUAGCUAUAUGAAUAAAUAUAAAAAGUAUAAAUACUA